Haplochromis burtoni (Burton's mouthbrooder) is the source of this 19730-nucleotide messenger RNA. Its product is annotated as nuclear factor 1 X-type. The transcript has 4 exons. The record is from RefSeq and is a predicted model, not a curated record. The coding region runs from base 1031 to 1669 and encodes 212 amino acids. Gene Ontology annotation, cellular component: nucleus. Gene Ontology annotation, biological process: regulation of transcription by RNA polymerase II. NCBI's taxonomy places the organism in Eukaryota, Metazoa, Chordata, Actinopteri, Cichliformes, Cichlidae. Gene Ontology annotation, molecular function: DNA-binding transcription factor activity, RNA polymerase II-specific; RNA polymerase II cis-regulatory region sequence-specific DNA binding.
CUGAAGCACCGGCCCCCCAACCCAACCUUCACUGUAAACAACUGCCCCAAUUCCCCGUCUAUUAUUUUGUGUAUGUGCGUGUAAACAGGGCGCAUGCUGCUGAGGUGAGCUAUUUAAUGGCUGAUAUUUUGGGAGGGAGGGAAGAGCAAGGCAAUCUAUCGCUGCCGGAGCGCACGGCGAGCUUCCAUUUUUACGCACCGAGGCAUCCAGAGCCCCGCCGAAGCCGCGACCGACGACGUAUCGCUGUACAGGCAUUCCUCUAUCGGCGAGGCUGUAGCGAUUUGAAGAGGCACGACGCAAGCUGCUCUUUCAUCUCGUCAGCUUUGAGGAGGAGGCGGCGAGGGACCAGGGGUGUCCCCCCCGUUUGCGUGUAACUCCGUGCGUGUGCUUGCGUGUGUUUGUGUGCGUUCGGAUCAAGAGAGAGGAGAGAGAGAGAGAGAUACGAGGGUAAAACAGAUCGGACGCGCGGCAUAGGAGACAGCUGCUUUUGGACACGUUUUGGACACAGAAGCUGAUCGACCGCAAAGGCUGCACACGGAAAAAUAAUAGAAACAAAACUUACUCUGCGUCACUUCUCCCGUCCAUUAUUAUUUUGGGUUAUUUUUUUGAUUUUUUUUUAAACCCGUAUUAUAAGUAUUAAUUCGGGGAGGUUUUUUUUUAGCAUCUCCCAGUCUGCUGGAGUUUUGCCGCCGAAGGACGCACCUCGGGACUUAGACGCAGACGUCUCCCUCACUUCUUUCUGCGGGACAUGGGCGCAUCUGACGCCAAACAGCGGUAGACGGAAGGCUCGGAGCUGGUGUCUUCGUUUCCUUCUAUCGCUUUCAGAGUGGACCGACUUUUGAAAGAGCGUGUUUUUUUCUCUAUCUGGGCCUAAAGCCGACGUGUUUAAAGGUCCUUUUUUGCUUCCGGCAACAGCGAAGAGACCAAGUCUUCCUCCCUCAUCUCUCACUCCCUCUCUCACUUUUUUGGAAGCUGAACUUUUAAAGGAAAAUGGGGCAUUGAGAGGGUUGGCAGAUCUCCCCACGCUAUAAUGGCUACUGACACCUACCUGGUGAACGACGAUCCCACUAGAGGCCCAGGGAUGCCUGAAUGUUUCCUCGUGUCUGAUACAUAUAGGGAUGAAUUCCACCCCUUCAUCGAGGCCCUUCUGCCCCAUGUCCGCGCCUUCGCCUACACCUGGUUCAACCUGCAGGCCCGCAAGCGUAAAUACUUCAAAAAGCACGAGAAGCGCAUGUCCAAGGAGGAAGAGCGUGCAGUGAAGGAUGAACUGCUGGGAGAGAAGCCAGAGAUCAAGCAGAAGUGGGCUUCACGCCUGUUGGCCAAGCUCCGCAAGGACAUCCGGCCUGAGUUCCGUGAGGACUUUGUGCUCACCAUCACGGGCAAAAAGCCCCCCUGCUGCGUGCUGUCCAACCCCGACCAGAAGGGCAAAAUACGUCGCAUCGACUGCCUGCGCCAGGCUGACAAGGUGUGGCGGCUGGACCUGGUGAUGGUCAUCCUGUUUAAGGGCAGCCCCUUGGAGAGCACGGACGGAGAACGACUGGUCAAGUCACCGCAGUGCACCAACCCUGGCCUGUGCGUCCAGCCACACCACAUCGGAGUGUCCGUCAAGGAGCUGGACCUCUACCUGGCCUACUUCGUCCACACGCCAGGAGACUCGGAGAGAGAGUGAGGGAGAGAGAGCACGUUGGGAAGCAGAAGAGGCUACAAUAGUGAUUGUUCUGUUUGGCAGCACCCGGGCCCCGUUGGUGUGGGAAGAAGAGAAAGACGUCUUGUGUUUUGUUUAUGACAGAGUGGCAAAAGCUGCCACGGGGAAUCUCUGGGCUUGCCGUCAGGCUUUCUCAGACUGUUCUGCAGCCAGCCAGCCUUUGAGAUCCUCUCUGUUACAGAGCAUAACACACCGCAGCCGUAACAGAACAAACCACGAUGCCACAAUACAAAACCUUCUCCGCCUGUUUUCAGGCACCUCAGAUAAAGAGUAAAAAAAAAAAGCAGACAGAGCAACAUGUCUUUGAAACUGAAUGACUUUGUAACUGAAAUGCUGGCAGAGAAAUAGAUGAGAGGGAAAGAGGGGCUGUGGUGCAGUACAGUGAGUAGUGUAUUUUUAGUGUUUAUUAAGAGUGAGUGACUGGUAUAUUAUAAUGGAGAUAGUGAUCUCUUGGCCCGGAAGUGCCAAGGGUCUGCCAGAGCACCGAACACUGCCAGUGUCCAGUUGAUAACCCAUGAAUGGAGCGCUUUGGAUAGGCUUACACGUACUUCACCGUACUAGCCUGGAUGUAGUUCUCACUUCUGUUACUCUGACUACUGCAUAGGUGGCUGCAGCUGUACACCAUCUGAGGAGAAGUUAUUGCUCCUCCUCACAGUAUUCAGUGGACUAUUUGAUUUAUAAUCUUUGGGCUGUUUUAGAUUAAACUCAGCACAUUUCUGAUUUAUUCGAGGUUGGAAAAAUAGAAGAUUAAAAAAAACAUUUGUCAGGUCCAAAGUUAGCUCUAUGCACUUAGUCAUAGCUUGGAAAGCAUUCUUCCAGCGUUUUAUUUUUUUUCCCCCUUUUUCUUUUGUACGCCGUAAGUGUGAUCAUGAAAAGAUGUUUCAAAUGUGUUUCCAAUCAAAAGUGCAGUACAGGAAAUUUGCAGUCACUCUGAGGGAGGUGUGAAAUGUGCUCGCCGUGCCAUUUCUGCCAUGACCGCUCCACACUCCACGCUCUGUAGUGCCAGAUCCCGCCUCUCUCUCACUAUAGCAGUAGUCAUGCCUUGGACAUUGCUGUGAGAAAGCCCAGAGAAGCCUUAGUGUUGUGGCCAGCCCCCCCGCCAAUUCGCUGACCACAGCUAGGAUUCACAAAUAAAACCCUACUUGCGUUCAUCACUACGCAAAACUCUAGAGUUUAUGGGGAUGAAAAAGGUAAUUAAAUGUGUGAGGAAAAAAGGUGAAAAAAUGUAGUAACAGGAAAGGGAGAGAAAAAGAGAAAGGAAUCCUGACACUCAGGAAUCACGUGAAUUGUUUGUGACAUCUUAAAAGUUAAAGGAAUGCUCUGAUGGAUUCCACAGGUCUUCUUUUCCCCAUAGCUCGUUGUUUUUUCCCUGUGAAAAUAAUCUGUUGUUAAUUACUUCCUGGAUCUCCUCUCAGACUCCCAUGACAUCACAAGGUUUGAGUGGACUAUCCUUGUGUGCAAGCACAGCUUAGGAUGGCCGUCAGCAGUGAAGUUUUGAUUAAAUGAAAUCUUGACACUCGGGAGGGGGGGUCGGUUAGGUCUGAGGCUUUUCUGUUGUGUGUGUGGUGGGAACAGGGCCCACGUCGGCUAAGAAAAGCUCUCCACAUGCAGAGCAGCUUUGGCAUCAGCAAAUGUUUACUGAUGACUCUCGUUUAGUCGGGUCUUUUGCACAUCUCUGCCUUUCUGUCUGGCCUCAGGGACGCGUUGAGGUGGCUAUGUAUCAAAUCUAAAGGGUUAAGACGCAGGGAGAGCCCCGUCACAUUAGAGAGGCCGAGUGAGAGGGAGUCUUCUCACACUAUUCUUGGCUUCAGAAAAAAGUCUGUGUAUUUGGAUAGCUAUUGCUAUCCGUCUAGCCAAAGCCCUGUUGUGUACUCAUUCGUUCCAAAACACGCGCACACAUACACAGACGCGAGGCUAACAUUGGGGUGUCACAGACGCACAUAGAUUGAUCCAAAACCGCAGGGUCUGCAUUUAUCUCAUGAGACCAUGAUGACACAAGCUGACUCGAGGGAAAAUUAGAAAAACAAAAAAACACGAGAAAGGCGAGUCAAAGACAAUGUUGUUGUGUUUGGUGUCCCAUUAAAUUGACCAGUGACAACUGGCAUGCUCCUUGAUACGGUGCCUUUUGUCCUAGAAAAGCUCUCCGCUUUUUUUGGUUUUACAUAACGAUCAUAAGCCUCCAUUUCUUUGGCUGUGCCUGACUCGGGAGAGAGUAAAACCCAUGAACAAUUCUGGUCUACCCGCAUCUGUUUCCUUUUGUGUGAAGAGUUUCAGUGUCGGAGAUAUGCGGUAAAUAGAUUAUUCCAGUGAAAUUGGGAGGCCAUCACUAUGGUGGAGGAGACAAAUAAGACAGUUUGUGCUAUUUGGCUCUUUUACUGGUUUUUCUCAGAUGCCCUGUGUCUUUUUGAAUGAACCCAGCUGUCAGACUUUUUUUCUGCUCCCCAUGAGAAGAAGCACUGCAGCGUAAACGCAAAGCAGGUAGAGCAGCAGAAAAGCAAAAGGAAAUUUUCAGCAUUUCAGCGUUCUGUGGUUUUCAUGAUUAGGGGAAAAAACGUCUCAAAUUAAACAAUUUACAUUUCUUUGGAUACUAAUUGUGCAUAUCUUUUUUUCCUUAUAGUAUUUUAAUUUAUUGCAGUGCUCAAUUUAUAUUUACAACUACACAAUUUUAGAUUUCCACAAAUUAAAUUAACCUUUAAUUUAAAUUUUGGCCCAGUGGUGAUGUGUUCAAAAUAAUAUCUUGAAAUACAUUAUGCAAAUUAAAGUAAAUGUAUCUUUAUUAUUUUCACUAAUUUAAUAAUGUAACACAUUGUUGCUAUUUUUCCGCCUAAAUUACUCUUCAGACUGGCAUGUAAUACAUGCUUAGCAGUUUUUUGUUUAUUUGAAAGAAAAGACGAGUGUUUUCACACGCUGCCGAGCCUAGUCUAAUACCUACUGUUGAGAUUUAAUUGCACAUUAAAACACAGUAACGUUUGUUAAAUAAAAAUGGGUGUAGGCUAAGCCACGCCAUGCAGUGAUAAAAACUGCAUUCUUUACUUGAGCUGAGUGGGCUUUUUAACAUUUUUUAUUAGGAGAAAAACUAAAGUGUAAAAAAAGAAGGGGGGGGGGCAAGAAAAAGAGAUGAAAAGAAAGAGGUUAUUGAGAAAAAAGAGAGUCAGAAGCAGCGAGGGGGAGGUAUUGUCUGUAUUAAUACUGUGUCUUCCCAGUGCCGGGUCUCUUUUCAGGCUUUUGUAGCGGCGCCAACCAUGAAAUGUGUCUGUCCCCAAAAACCAUAUACCCACUCAGGAGGGUUUCCCGACCUCAGAGAGACAGAGAGGAGGAGGAAGAGGAGGAGAAGGAGCAGGAGAAAGAGCGCUAUGGCCAAUGCUCAAUCUCAGACAGGCCAGCCAGAAAGGAGGGAGAGCCAGGGAACACGGCUUAUUCACCGGGCUGCACUCACAGCGAGGCCCUGGCAAAGGCUGCUGAGUCUGGCUAAUGGCAGUAUUCAGUGCCACACAGCAAUAGGCGUGCUAUAAUAAGUACCUCAGUACUGUAUUUUAAAUCCAAGGCACUAUUACUUAUGUUUCUGUUGUUUUUAUUAAAUUUUUCCCCGCAUAGUUAUUUUUCUUAAGAGAAGCGGUUUUGCUGAGUUUGUUUUGUUGAAUUAAAAGUUGGGUCAGUACCGAUUUAGAAAAAAGAAAUAAAAAUAUCAUCUAUUUCAUUUUAUUUUGCACAUGUGGGUUGAAGAAUAAUGAAAUUAUUAUGUGGGCGAAUUUAACACGGCAAAGGAGUCUAAUGUUGAAAGUGAGAGGAGUUGUGUCGGCGGUCGCUUUUGGCACGAUGCUAUCUCCCUGCAUGGAAGACGCCAAAUUUUCAUGAUAUUCCCUGCCAACCUCCUCCCUCUGAUCCUCUCUUUCUUCUCUUUUCUUUCCUUCGCUUGUUCCGCUUUUCUUUUAUUCCUCUUUAAGGUUCAAAUGAAUGCCCUCCCUUAGCCUCAUUAACACCCUGGACUUCUAUUUGCAGCUACAAAAAAAUGUAAAAUAACUUGUAAGCACAAACAUUUUAGCACUCAAUAGGACCAUUUUUCUCAGUUUUAAUGAAAGCAGGCCAUCACACAUGUGGAGGCUUUGAACCUUGAUUUUUUUUUUUUAGUGGCCAAAGAUGUUUUGUCACCAGUCAUUUUUUUAUAUUUCAAAUUACAGAAAAACCUUCAACACUCUUUAUGGUUAGUAUGUAAUGCCUUAGUUUAUUUUUACAUUUGUUUAUUUGUCAGUCAAAGUAUUUUUGUGUAUGCAGUCAGGCUGGAUUGCAGUUUAGUUUCCCUUCUGGAUAAAUGUAGUCCUUUCACUUUAUGAUAUUUGCUUAACUCAUUAUUUAAUUUGGUUGCUUAUUAUUUUCUGGUUAAAACAUCAUCACACUGAGAUGGUCCGUCUUUCCGAAAAAGCCACUCUUAGAUGUUUGGAGGAAAAAACACUUCAUGAAGGCUUCAUUUGAUGUUUGUUACACCGUGAGAAGGAGAGCAGUUUAGAGAAGACAGAAAGUGGGGUGGAGGGGGGUGGGGGUGAAUAAGUGAGCUAGCCGAGAAGCACAGCAAAAUGCAGAGAAUCAAAUUUGGCAUGCGUCUGUGUAAGCGAGUAAGCUUCAAAUCAGUUUGGACACAGAUCUAGGACACUAGACAUAGAGAAGAAAGCGGGAUGAAACGGGAUAGGGAACAACAUGGAAUUGGGAGCAGGCAUAGUGUGUAUAUUUUGUAUUUAUGUUGAGCAUAUAGGGGGUGUAGUUAAGGGGAGGAUGAGAUGGAGGGGGCUGGUGGAUGAGGAUGCGGUUUGUUGGGGAAAGGCGGUUGACGCGGGGGGUGUUUUGGUAGAGUGUCCCUCAAUGACGACUUGAAAAACAGGCCGGUAAAUAAAUGGAGUGGCGGUAAACAAGGCUCGGCGCUUCAUCAAAAGACCCCAUUCAUCUGUGAACAGGAGAGUCUCUCUUUUCUCUGAGGAGACAGAGAAAGGAACCCACUGACGCUGACGAGAGGACGGCGCUUGUUUAGAUAACAGGAUGAGUUUGGAGUGAAAUGGCAUUAGUGUGUGUGUGUGUCUAUGUGUGCGUGUUCACGUUUGAGUUUGAGCGAGCUUGGAGGGGUGUGCAGAGCAGGUGGAAAGUGGACAGAGUCUCAGCGAGUGGAGUAAGAUGGGGGCAGAGAUAGUGUUUUGUUUUUUGUAUGUGUGUUUGUUCUUUAUCACUACCAUGGAUUCAGGAAAGGAUGGUGUUUUCAGGGGUUAGAAUUAAGGACUAAAGACGGUGUGUGUUUGUGUGUCUAGUACAAAGCAGUGUAGUGGGUGGUGGUGGGGGGUUCUUUUGGCAACGUUUAUGUGUGUAAGCACAGGCGUGCAUAUGUGUGAGAGUGCAUAUGUGCAUAUGUCUGCUCAUUAUACAUGGUUAUUUUUUCCAGACCAAGCACUAUGCUCUACUUUGCAUGAUUUACAGUACUAUGAGCCAAGCAGGCGUCUUUUUUUAGAUUCAGAGUUUGGAAGGAGAAGAGUUUUGGGGUCUCAGGGACACCAUGGUGAACUGGCCACAGCAAGGUAUUAUGCUUCGCUCUCUGUUUCAGCUGUUUAUAAUUCAGCUCGUCGGCCCGUCGGCCAAGGGAGCCAGGUGUAAACUAACUGCUAAAAAGUCCUAUGGCGCAUUUCUGUUGUGAAAACUUUCUCAUUAAGAGGAGAUGAAUUUAUGAACACGAAGAUCAGGGUUAAGUCACCUCCAACCACUUAGUGAAUUGUAAUUGAAAGAGCGGAGCGGGAAGCCAAGUGAGGGGCGUCUUUUAAAAGCUUUUAUUUGGUUUAUGUUUAAUUGUGUUACACUUGAGUGUGACUGUUAACAACUCCGACUCUUUUAAACUUGCCUGUAAUUGUUAAGAGCACGUCUUGUUUAUAGUCGCGGCCUUGUGCAGUAAGACGCGAGAAGUGCAUCUGUCACUUUGCAACUUGAGUGAUCUGACAGCUGAGCUUUAUACUUUUCAUUUACAACCUCGGAGCAGUGGAAGACAUGCAGUACUUUCAUCUUGUCAUUGACAAUGUUAAGAGACUCUUAAAAACCCUUUGUGUAGGUGGCAGCAGCAUCCACCACACACAGUACCGCAGUUUCUCUGUUGCCGUCUGUCUUAUUUUUAGGGGAUGAAUGUUUUAAUUUUAAUGUCCUUCCAUUAAUAUGUUUUUCUACACUGACUGGUAUGGUUUUUUUUCGUUUGUUUUUUUAGUCAGAAAUCCCCCCUUCUCUCUGUCCCCUUUCUUGCCACCCCAAAGUCCCCCUCCCCAGUCCACCGCCUGCUCCCCUCACGUUUAUUGGACCCAAAUUCGGCUGCCACCAUGGCAACCCGGGCUCCCAGGGAACCUUGCCUGGGUGCAAUCCAAGGUGCCUUCAGGGUGGCACUGGCUGGCGUUGUCUGCGUCAGUGGGCUGUCACCACGGCAGGUUGCUGCGACAAGGCCAGCCCGGUUGUGGCCUGCCUCAGUGGGAGUGCUAGCUCGCUAACCUCCUUUAACUAACUACUAGCUAACAUGACCUGCCAUAUCCGGUGACAGUAGCUGCCGCUUCAACUGCUGCAGGCCUCGGCAACUGCAACGUGGGGGAAGCAGGGGAAGCGUUUCACCAGUACGCAUAUUGAUGUGGCAUGGCUGGGUGCCCAUUGCUGCCUCCCACAUGAAAGAAAACAGGGAGAGAGACGAGAGAGUGAGAGGGAGAAAGAUGGUAUAGAGAUGCGUUUUCAGUGUGUAAUAUAUGAGUAUAUACAUUUAUUUAAACAAUGCUCUUCUCUUGGGGUGUGUAAACAUUCAGCUGCACAUAUUUGGCUCCGCAUGUGUUGCCAAAGCACGUGUAUGAUCUAUAAAUGCAUGAUUAUGAUCUGUGUACAUCAUCAUGCAUCUGUUGAGGCAAUAUGGUUUUAUGACUGAUGCCGACAACCAUCAGUGGCCCAACAAUUCGAACGACAAAUGAAAUUAAAACAUGAUGGUAUAUUGUUUAGUUCUUGUUUUUCUUUUCAGAUUGCAAUUUUUUUCUCCUCCACAAAGUGUGUGACUGUAUGCUUCUGUGUAAGUGCAUGGCUUUGUCUGUACAGUCAUCUGUUUUAUCCUGUUUAAUUGCAAACAAAACAAAUAGGUGACACACAGACUGUUCGUACUUAAUGGGAUGAUAAUGUUAGUGCGAUCCAGAUUGUAUGCUAAAUAGAAAAGGACACUUGUGAAUGGUUGUAUUUAUUUGUGCUUUUUCCAGACAGUGGAAAUCCUGCAACACUUUGGGCACAUUUUCUCUUUGCAUGGAUUGGCACCUGGUGCAUCCACCCACCUUUUUUCCUUCAAACACACACAUACACACAGGCCAAGCGCAAACUGCUGAAACCUAGUCAGUGGGUAGUCUGGUACAGUAGGGAUUCGUGCGGUGCUUAUUCUUACCUCAGCUUUAUCCAGCGAGGCAUUCCUGCUGUGGCACUGUAAACAAUGCAAGGCCUGCUGACUUAGAGCAUCGUAAGUGGUAACACUUUUCAGGACUAUAUGAAGCCCUGUAUAGUUUCUAUAUAUAACCACUUCAGAGUAACUGUGAUGCUCUUUUUUUUGUGGUGCACCUAUAGAGUUUGGACUACAGUUAAAGCACAUUUCAGAGGUUCACCCAAUUAAAGCUACAUCCAGAACAUGUUCAGAAGCUAAAAGUAGCUGCGGAAAAGUGACUAAUCGCUUAAAAUUAUGACUAGAAAAAGCAGUUUAGGCAGCACUCCAUUUGGAGACUUUGUAGCCACUCUGAGUGCUCUCCAUGCACUACAUUCCAGCUCUAAACUGCACAGAGUAGUUAAGGGUAGGGCAACACAUUGGCUCUGCAGGGAAGGAAUGGAUAUCUCAUCACCCUGCUUUCCUAAACUGUGAGUCAGUAUCCCUAAGUUGCCUUGGGCCAAUCACUGUUAACAGUUGGGCUCCACUUGAUGAAAAUACCAGUUUACAAUUUACCUGGUCCGGGGUUCAGAAGUACUUUACUAGAGGGACUUCUGGGCAGUUUGGGUACAGCUUGGUAUUAAAUCUCUUUGACUGGGUCUUUUAUAUUUUACACCACUCUUUUAUCUCGAUUUUCCUCUCUCUUUGAGAACAAAGUCAGCGUUUCUUCCUUACUCCUAAGUGAGUUCAGACGGGCCAGAGAGACGGUGCAUUCGUCACGCGAGGUGUGUAAGGAGAUAUGAUGUGUGAUGCAUGACGGUGCAGCAUGCGCGCUCAGAGCUGCCAGCUGGUGUAAAGGGGCCAGAGGUAGAAAGUUUAACAGAGAAAGAAAAGUUUGACAGUGAAUCAUUUAACACUGUAUAAACUGCAGAUGAAUUAUUGUUAAAUUCCUCCUUCCUUUUCUGAUUCUCUCAUUUUCUGUAGUCUCUUUCUCUUCCCUGACCUUAAAUUGAGGGUUAGAUUGAGGAUAGUGACGGGCUAAUGAGCCCCUUUUUCCUGCAAUUACACCCCUCUCUCCUAUUCCCUCUGUCUCUCGCUGUUUCCAUCUCAAGUUCUCUGUUUUAGCAUUGUCUGUUCAUUUUUUUCUUUCAGGCAAAUUAUUCAGUUUCCUUAAUCUCUUCUGUCUCAUGUUUCUCCUUUCCCCAGUUUCCCUUUUUUCCUGUCACCUUCUUAGAAAGUAGUGGUAAAUCAAGAUGGCACUCCAUCUUUUAAGGUGACAUGAUGGUCAAUUAAAGAAAUCUGGUCCUAAUUUGUAGUUGAUUGCUAUCUGAGAUUUUGGAUGGAAACUCAGCUUGUUAAUAAAGAAAAAAUGCAGAACCUUGCUUCCUUCUCUUUGCUCCCUCCUUUGUUUUCAUUUGAUUAGACUUUUUAUUUUGGCUUACUCUUCGCGUUGGCUUCAUGUCGUUUUGUUUUUUCUUCAUUGCUCUCUGAAUUACACUUACUCAAAAUCAAGAGUACAUUUUUAGUUUAUGUAGUGAAGAUUGGAAAGUAUAUUUUACCUUACCAUAUUAUUCACGUGGUACUCUUGGUUGUUGGCAUAUUGGCAACACAUCUUGGUAUACAGGCUCAUUUUUUCUUUCCACACUCUCUUUCACUUAGUGGGUCUAAUUUGUCUCUUAAACACAGAGAAACUUUUGUAUAUGUGUAUUAACAUGUUUAACUGGAGGUGUACAUGGAAAAAAUGACAUGAUUUCUUUUCCUUUCAUGGUGCCUGGUUGCUGUUUGUGUUUAGCUUGAUUGCUAACCCGCUGUGUCUUCCUCCCCACUGUGCGCUGGCCAUGAACUGGAGCAGAGUUUUCAAGGGUUUCGUGGCCCUUCCUGCUUUUUAAUUCUAUGACAUAAUGUGUCUAUACAGAGUAAAAACCACUGCUCUUUACUAGUCUAACAUCCUUGGAACAAUUAGAGCCUCGAAGGCUAUGGAUGUGAGUUUAAAACAGUUCAUACAUGUUAAGCAUGCAUAUGUUGAUGUUGGUGCAAGAUCACGGUUAUUUUUAAUUUAUUUAAUGAUUAAAGUAUUUGACAGCAUGUCACCGUCGAGGCUUGCCUUUAGCUGUAUUGUCACCAUGCGUUUGAAUAACAGUGGUGUGGCUUAGUAAGUUAGAUUAAAGCUCUGGUGCCCAGCAAUCACCCAACCUGUUAAAAUGGCCUUGAACAAGACACUGAAUACCCAGCAGCUCCAGAGGUGUUACUCUGUAACCAACCCCAAUCUUUGACCCCUCUGAGCACUGCAACAGGAGUAAAGAAUUUUUACAGGAGUUCAGUGGAGUAUCACAUUAUUAGUAAACCCUAGCAUAGAGCCAUGAUCUUUGGUUCGUGAAUACCUUGCACAGGUGAUAAUGGGAAGCUACCUCCUGGCCUAGCAGCAGUUGCUUCACAUCUUUUCUCCGUGCCUUGUGCCAAGUAAAAGUCACUUUGAAUGCUAAAUCCUUGCAUAGUGUGCAGUGCUAACAAGUCCCAAUCUAGGCUGAUCCCUAUUAAUACAAUGGGUCAUGAUCAGACUAAAAACUGUAGCAUUCAGCUGCCCUCCAUGUGGCCUGUUGUUAUGGCAGGGUCAGUUCAAUGACAGCCCAAGAGAUUUUAACACAAGGAGAAAAAUAUGCAAGUUGCUGAGUUCUGACUGUAUGUAACACAUAUGUGGCUGUUUUUGAUUAAAAGUUGUUGUUGUAAUUGUGGGGCUUAAAAUGCCAGGUGGCGGAUGUGUCCCACUAAUCCCCUAUCUAAUUUCGAGGUCCAGGGGUGAAGCUCUUAAUCCGAAACACACACAUACGCACGUUCAUGGUCUUGCAAACACACAGACACACAUGUACCUAUUCACAGUCACUCCGACACACACACACAUUCACCCACAAACACACAUAUGGACAUGCACGUGUCCCUGGUCCUCUCUGUUAACUGCGUUCAUGCAAAGUUUUAAAACUUUCAGAAACCCCCGACUUACUUAGUAAUGCUUUAAUAUAUGCGCACACCUGCAGACACUCAUAAAACAUUGUUAACUUCAUAAAUUUAUGCGCUUGUGCUUUGCCUUCAUUCCUCCAUAAAUACAUACACAAGUGUAUAAUAUAUUAAUGGAAGUUGGUUGGCCUUUCUGUCUAUUUUGCUUCCUCUUAGCCUUUCACUGACGUGAUUACUUUUUAUGACAAAGGUUGUUGCUACACAUCAGGCCAUAUUAAGGUACACUUGAGACUGAAGAAAGUGUCAGAGAUACAGGGAGAUAAGGUAGUUGGCUGCCUGCUCCACCCUUUUACCUCAGUUCACCCCUGCUCCUCUCCACUCUGCUGUAUGUAGGUCAGCCACACAGCACACACGCCACGCUCAGUGGAUAGCUACAGUGUAACAUGGGGAAUGUCUGCAAUGAUUAGCCUUUCACAGCUUCUGUUGGAUUUUAACUUGCGCUAAAGUUUAAACAAUAAAAACGUGGUGCUUCACUGAACUUUUGUUUAUCUUUGAUUUUUGUAUCAGUUUAACUUUAUAAUAGCUUUCUUCAGGAUUAGUGUUUAUCUGUUAGUCUUUUACUGUCUGGCGUUAUUUAAAUUUGCAGCCUUAAAAUAAGUUUUACUUUUAACUACUAGGUGACUUUGUGCCUCUAUAGCCUGUUGAUAGUGGUAUUUCUUUACUGUAAAUGGCUCAGCAUACUUCCAUUUCUUCUUUGUCUUUGUCUCAUCCUGUUACCUUAUGGUGGCAGGUGUGGUGGCCAUGUGUUUUAAGUAUGUCUAGUAGUUUACAGCCCAAGCUAAGAGGGAGAGGAAGGAGGGAGGCAUGCAGAGAGGGAGGAGGAACCGCCUUGCCCCGGGCGUAGGGUCAUCUCAGGUGAAAUGUCUCUGGGCACGUGGGCAUGUCUAAAAGAAAAGAGGGAGGAGUCAGAGGAGGAGUUUGUUGAGACAUGCGAUAGGCACAAAAAAAAGUUUGUGAUAGGAAAGGAGAUCAGAAGAACAGCCAGUCUCAUGAAAGGAUAGCACAGAUACAGUUUUCUAAUCAGUUCGGGGUUUUUUUUGUUAUACAUACGAAGAGCCUAGAUGUAGAAUUUAAUGGCUUGGAAUUAAGGGGAGGGAAGGAUAUGGAGGGAGUAACUCCUGUCCAGACUGCUGUACUGUGAAUGCAGAGGGAGUUCCUAAUAAAGGAAAAAUAUGCAUCUGAGUGAUACAUUAAGUGACCAGGACAGUGUUGUGACUUUUUCAUGAUAGCAACAAGAUGUGUGUUCAGACUGGGAGUACUGAGAAAGGUGCCUCGUCAGGGGACCUCUGUCAGUAAUGUUGUGGAGAAAGUUUUCGAAACUCAAGGAGGGAAAAUAAAAUGAGGGUUUUGGGGGGGUGGGGGUGACGCAUGAUUUCCCAAGCUCAGAUAUGAAAAGAGGGCGGAGUGGUAGAGAGAGAGAGGGCGGAAAGGACAAAAACAGAGAGAAUUGGGGAGGUGGCAAGAGGAAGAGAGAGGCUGCAAAGAGAGGGGGAAUGUGAGAGAGAGAGAGAGAGAGAGAGAGCAAGCUUCUCUGCAGGGCGGGUUUCCUGAGGUCACAGUACUGAAUAUCACAGAGGAAUGUGGAAUGCUGAAUCGCUGCCAAGGCAAACACACCGGCCGCACCACCGCUGCCCCCAAUGGCUGUCAAGGGUCGUUUUAUAUACGCACAAAGGGAGGCAAACACAAAGUCAUAUAUGUGCGUGAGCAUAUAUAGAGUACAAUCACACAGAAUGCCUAGCUCACACACAUGCCUGCACUUGUAGAAAGAUUCGUGCUGUCAGCACCUGCAGAAGACGUCACCUCUAGAGCCGACAGCGGGGCUGAUGUGAUCCCAUCGCAAGAUGGUCUCUAGUUUGUAGCAGUUGCUGACAGCGCAGAACAGUAAUCAGCCACAAAGUUUAUACCACAGUUCUCCGCAGCCGUCAUUAGAAGGGAUGUUCUUGUUUUCAAAUGAGCAGUAUGUAGAAUUGUUUUCAUUAGUUUAUGUGUGUAGAAGGACCAUUAAAAUGGACCGUGACAGAAUAGCUGAAAUGCAAGGAGCUGUAAGUUAUUGCAGCUGUGACACAAACUUGCACGAGCGCGCACACACACACACACACACACACACAGAGGAAAUACACACGUAUAGACAUGUGCGUCUACAGUUACGCACAAAGUGAAUGACUCAUUUACUGCAGGUUGGAAAAACAUGUUAAAACACACUCACACAUACACUGAUCCAGUGACUCAUACGCCAUGCAUACACAUGCUAAGCCAGUGUUUGAUGUUUUGUCAAGGAUUUAGGUUAUAUCCGCCAGAGGCUAAAAAUAAAUGCAUGAAAGAUGUAGAGGCUAGAUCACCUUUGAAGACUUCAUUUCAUGCACAAAUGAUGAAAAAGCAGAGAGAUAAAGUUCUCAUCCAAGGGACAAGAAACUCUGUACUCCGCGUUCAUUCAUACCAAAGUCAAAUGAAAAUCGUUUUAAACAUUCUCAUUGGAUUGAGUGAAGGACAGUGAAAUACAAAUUCAUAUAGGUUCAACGGGAUGGAGGAUGGGAUGCACCUCAGAACAGUAUGCAGUCAUGCAUGGAUGUGUGAGUGUGACCAUUUUAGUGUGUGAGCAUAUAAGGAUUUACUUGCCCCAGCUCACAGGUCCCAAUAAAAGUUAACAAGACAAAUUGCUAGGUCUCUGUCUGUGGUUGUUUUUCUAGCUGUUGCGCAUUUAGUAAUCCCACCCUUUUUCCUUGUGUGCGUGAGCAUGUUUAACUGUGUCUUUUUUUUCCCUUCCACCUCCUCUACCCUCCCUCUGUCUCGGAGCAUGCCAGGGUCAGAGGUCAUAACAACUGAGCCACUCCAUCGUUCUUUGAUGUGGUGCACCACACAGAUGCGUGCACACACAUGCACUCGUGCACACACGCAUGCAGACACACCAAGGUCAAGUCAAGACAAACAGCCCUCACACUGAGGGCCUUGUGCCUCAGUUUGCUCUCUCAAAGCGCUGACAGCCAAAAAAGAAAAAACAAGGCCAAGGCUUUGAUGUGCUCCCAUGUUUGCCACAUGCACAUUAGCAGGUUUUGACAACACCCCCUUAGACCUGGGAAAGGGGCACAUCUGUGUGCUUCGGAGCUGCAAUGUAUGAGCAUGAAGAAUUGAUGUACUUUGUGUCCACAAAGACAAAAAAACUAUAGUUUAUAUUGAGAUGAGAAAUGCUCAGAUGGAUGUGGUUGCAGGCAUGUGGUGAAAACCCAGAGUCUGAAUAUUAUCCCUGUAAGAUCAAGUGCAACAUUAUCCAGACCUUUCCGUUUUUGGUUGGAGGCUUGGAAGCAGGUUGCAGGAACAGGUAAAAUGUUUUGAACCUAAACCAAAAAUCUCUUGGACCAACUGAGUGCGAUGCUUUAUGCUACUAUUGCAAGCCCAUUAUUUUGCUCAUAAUGUAGACAGACUAUGUGACAUGUCACUAGAGGUCUUCAUCCAGACUAUUAUUCAAUGCUCUUUUUUUUUUUCAUAAUCUAAUUUAUAAAUUGGCAACUUUAUGCCCUACAGGGACCUUUCCCAACCAGUGUUUGUGUUUUCUGUUUAAAGAUCAUCAGUCAGUGUCUAAAAGUAGGCCGGUUCUAGCGUUUGUUCACACCACAGGAGUUUAAAUGAGCUCAUUUAAUUUGCGCAAGUGUUUGUAUGCGCCCAUAUGUAUUUAUUUAUGCGGUUGCUCACACAUGUACAGCCAGAAUGCAUGUGUGUGUUUUUCAUUCUGUCCACACCCUGUCAUCUCCCUUCAUCCCUCUGUUCUUUCCCUCCCUCGCUCUUAGCUGUGCAGUUGGGAGAGGCAGGCCCGAAGUCAAAAGUGCAAGUGUGCCGCUUGGCUGAUGAGUCACAGAGAGGCAGCUUUCCCCCACUGUUUGUAAAUAUGUGGUUACCCUAAUUGAACGCAGCUCCAGUUCCUAACAACUUUCAUUUCUUCUUCUUUUUCUGAGUGUGUGUGUGUGUGUGUGUGUGUGUGACCACAGCUGGAGGAGCAGGAAUCACAUGACUGUGACAGUCGCAGUGGGAAAAAAAAUUGCACAUACAUACAGUCACAUAUAACAAAGAUGGAGAGAUCCACUCACGCGCACACCUGGGGUCCAAUUUUUACUGGGCGAGAAAGGGUUGUAACAAAUCUUUCUACGUCUCUGCUUUUCCUUCUUUCUCACACACGUGCACGCACAGAGCAACUUUAACAUCUCUCCAUAAUUACAGGCUCUAAGUUCCCAGUCUGGAGGCUGUGGUUUGGCUGCCCCUCCUCUCCCUCCAUUAAGACACUAAACAGCGUGUGUCACUCAGCACUUGGACAACUCCUCCCCAGAGGUGGCAGCAGGGGGCCAAUAAAUGUACACUCUAAUACACACAUAAGCACACACACAAUCACACUUUAUGUCUCUCACUAACACACACACACACACACACACACACACACACACACACACACACACACACACACACACACAGCAGGUGUUAGUGAGGGGCCAGUAAAUGUUUUCCCUGAGGGCUUUGUCUGGGUGGCACUGUCAGUGCUACUGCCAACUACCAAAGCUCAUCUCUGUCCAUUUUAAGAUAAGAUGAGAUAAGAUAAGGUAAGGUAGGGCAAUUUAUUGUCUCUCAUACGAGGAAAUCAUUCUGGAAAAGAACAAAAACCAAUAAACAUCACAACAGAAAACCUAAAUGGGCAGAUGUUUUUGCAAAUUUGCUAACAUAAAUUUUACUAAUUGCAGGAAAGCUUUGUAGAAUUAACAAAGCCAGCCUCAUGUUAACUAAAUUGCAGACUACCCCAAGGUGUGAUAUUACCCUGUUAUGAGACAGAAUUGCCAAAGUAUUGCACUUUGCUAUUGCUAUCCUCAAACUAACAUUGAAAUAGGAACUCCUCUAAUCUCCUUGGCUAACUGGGUGAGGGAAUUAGAUUUUGCUAGUCACCAGCGUAUCAGCCUGAAUCUAGCAUAUCAGCUCCAAUCUGAUGCUCAGCCACAACAACAUGCUGGUUUUGUGGGAGUGAAGCGAAGCAAUGGGAAAAACAAGCAAUCCCUUUUCAUUUAAAACAUCGCUAUCACAGCACGCAGCUUGAUAAACCUUGACCCUGGUGUUAAUCCUGCCCAUCGUGCUGAUUGCCUAAUUAUUGGUCAUCCUGAAGUUGUAUAUUGGACCACUAGAUUGUUAGGCAAUAAAUUGCCAGAGUCCCAGAGGAACAAGAUUCAAGCAUCUAGGCAAAGAAAAUCUUGCUGUGUACUCCUAAUUUUGUAAAACAUCCUAAUAUGUCUUUCUGUUAAACUUACUUUUGCUGAUACGCAUUAUCAAGUCUCUUAUCUCUUAUUUUGGCCUCCUGACUUAACUGCAACUUCCUGUGAUAUCUGUGCAGACUCAGAAUUGGGCUUUACUAAAAUUGUCUCUGCCAACCCUUAUCAUUGCAGCAUAGACUUAGAAAUGUCAUAUUUAGGUCCUUAAAUAGUUUUAAUAGAACUAAUUAGAUUAUGUCCUCCUUCUUAAGCCCAGGAGCACCUGGUACAGAAUUAGACUUUAUUUUAACCUAUUUUUUCUUAUGUAGCAGUUUUUUUCCUACAGUCCUACCUUGACUUAACUUACUGAUCCAUGAGCCUUUUAGUAAACAAACAUGAGAAAAUGUUCCCCGGAUUUAAGCCUAUUGACUUCAUCCUGUGCAAUUCUAGAAGGCGGUCUGAUACAAAAUCCUUUUUAAUUUAUCUUACAGCACCUUGAUCUGUAAAGUUUGGCUUUAAAGAACCUUCACAGACAAAGUUUGGCUUUGUUGGCGGCUGGGUGCAUAUGAAGAUUUAGUAACUUUACCUGUUCUAACUGAACUCUGAAAUCAUCACCUUGUUUGGUCAGUUAUCAUCAUCACUAGAGAAAGAUUUUGUUGAUUUGAAUUUGUUGCUGAGUUUUUAAAAUAAGAAUCAGCUUGUUAAGAUCAGUUUAAUGACAUUAAUUAAUGAAGUUUAAAAAUAAAACGAUCUCAGAAUUGCCUCUGUGGGAAAUGAUGAACCAGUUGUAAACAUUAGGGUAGCGAUACAAACUAUAUAUAGGUUCAGAUAUACAUUUUUAGCUGUAGCAUUCUCACUUCCUGCUCCCUUGUUACACCAUUGCAUUGGCUCUUGGUGUUUAUUCUGUCACCUGCAGCUCCAUUUGUGCCACAUUUUACACUGCAGUUCAUCUGUACCUAAUUUGAAUUUGAUUUGAUUUACCUAUGAUGACUUGUGCUUGACCUUCCACUUAGGGUCAUGGCACAGUCAGUUGACUGUGGAGGAGUCUUUUUUCCAGGAGUUUUUUGACCCUGCACGGACCCUGCACGCACUAACCAGUCUGUAUGUGGUGGAGACAUAUUGGUGUUAGGAUUUCUGGCCUAGUCUAGUGUUGUUAAUGACCGAUUAAUCGACUGGUGACAGUAUAUCUCAGUGCCAAAGCAGCUUAGCCUCUCUGAGCACAGCCAGAACACCCUGUGAUUGUGUGUUGCACAUGUGGGGACAUUUGUGUAGCGACACCACACUGCUAUAGCACAUUUGCCUAUCCCAAAGUACACGACAGAAUGAACUGUACCAGCUGUAUGUCACUAAUAAUUCCUCUGCAUUUGUAAGGUAAGCACCGUGAUUACCACUGUGCAAUACGAUUAGCGGUGUAUGAUCAAAAAGCAACAUGGGCAAAAGAGUUAGUGACUAAAGGAAACACAUGCAGCUGUGCAGACCCGACUCAUGCACACACUGGUCGGACGUUAAACACAGUUUAAAUCCACUCGAGGAUUACAAAUCCACUUAUAGCGGGUCAACUUGACGAUGUCAGCUGCUGAUCCCACACAGAUCCUGCGGCCCUUUCACAUCGCUUCAUGUUGCAAAUUUGAAAGAAAAAAAUAUGAACACGGUGAAUUCCCCAGUGGGUAGUUGCAAUGCAUGUGUGCACGAGGGAAAAAUGCAUGCACAUAGUCACUGCAGGGCAUUACGGCCACGCUGUUUUCUGUGUGUAGUCCAGAUGCUGAGACCUUGCACUCUGUGGAGACUGAGAACCGCUGCGUGUUUUACAAGAAGACCAAAUAAGAGAGUGUAGCAGCAAGGAGUGAAGAGCAGAGCUUUUGCAUCUGUUUUUGUAUUAGCAUGGUCCAGUGAAGGAGUACAUCGUCUGAAUGAGUAAUGACACAUAUGAUAUUGACUUUAAUCACAUCUGUUUAUGUGAUUUCAUCUCCCUCCAUUCCCAUUGGACCUCCCCUAGUUCUUGGAUUGGGCUGCUGCCUGGUCUGCCAAAAAUAAUCGCUUGUUUGCUGCUAUUUACUUAAAUCUGUCAAAGAGGCACUGUUGGAGCUCAUGCUGUUAUGGUUCUCUCUUUUGCACUGUGUGUAUCUGCAUUUGUGUAUGCAUAUCUUUAAAAGGAUGUGCCAAUGUCUAAAGUCCUAUACUGUUUUGUCAGUUGUGUGUGAGAGUCAAACGUAUCCAGGGAUCCCAAGCCAGUGGAUACACACACACACACACACACUCUCUCUUUCGCAUACACACAUGCAACUAGAGCCAGCUAGCUAAAGAGUGUGAUACGCCUCAAGAUCUAUGUGAGUAGAAACCUGGCAGACACACUGGGUUCAUCUCACCAUCUCUCAGUGUGAGACUAGAGGUCUGUGAAAAAAAAAACCAU